Nelumbo nucifera (sacred lotus) is the source of this 1000-nucleotide messenger RNA. Its product is annotated as ubiquitin-conjugating enzyme E2-23 kDa-like. The record is from RefSeq and is a predicted model, not a curated record. Lineage: Eukaryota; Viridiplantae; Streptophyta; Magnoliopsida; Proteales; Nelumbonaceae.
UUUUCUCCAUGUCUCUCUGUUUUCCUUUUGAGGUUUGGGGCGGUCCUUUUGAUCGACGAGAAAAGGGAUACUUUACUGUUCGACAUCCUGAAUCGAUCAAUCGAUUGGUCUUUUGAUUCUCGUAACCCCAGUGUUCGAGCAUGCUCGGAAUCCCCAGUGAUUACUCCACCAUUUCAGCUAGGAGUUGAGCUAUAAUAUUAAAGGAGAAUAAUGUCUUCCCCAAGUAAGAGGAGAGAUAUGGAUGUCAUGAAGCUGAUGAUGAGUGAUUAUACUGUGGAGCCAAUCAAUGAUGGAAUUAAUGAAUUCAAUGUUGAAUUCCACGGUCCAAAAGAAAGCCUUUAUGAAGGUGGAGUGUGGAAAGUCCGUGUUGAGUUGCCAGAUGCUUAUCCUUACAAGUCCCCUUCCAUUGGAUUUCUAAACAAAAUAUUCCACCCAAACGUUGAUGAGCUGUCUGGUUCUGUAUGCUUGGAUGUUAUCAACCAAUCUUGGAGUCCAAUGUUUGAUUUGCUGAAUGUCUUUGAGGUCUUCCUUCCACAGCUCUUGCGUUACCCAAAUCCUUCAGAUCCAUUAAAUGGGGAUGCAGCUUCAUUGAUGCUCAAGGACCAACAACAAUAUGAGCACAAAGUGAAAGAGUACUGUGAGCGAUAUGCAAAGAGGGAGAACAUUACCAACGUUCCCACCGAAGAGAGUAGUGAUGAUGAGGACAUUAGCGAUGGGGAAUGCGAGUCAAGUGAUGAUGAAGUUGCAGGGCAUGCAGACCCAUGAGGAGUAUGUAUGCUCUUGUUGUCAUCACUCAUCAGCUUGAACCCACCCAUCAUUUCCCGUUUAUUACCAUCCUCCAUUUGUAAAACUAUAUAUAUUCAAUUGUUUAUAUAAAUUUUAUUUAGGUAGUUUAUAAAUGGUAGCAUGUGAACAUCGUGUAGUUAAAUUCAACAAAGCUAAACAUGAAAAAACCAACGAGAUGAUUUAAGUAAAUUAAAAGAAAAACAUUUAUAUUUAG